AUGUCUAAUGUUAUAUGUAAAGAAGAUGGUUGUAAUCAAUUGAUUGUUGCUAAAUGUAUGCAUUGUGAUAAUCAUCUAUGUUUAAAAUGUUUGACACGACAUCAACAACCAAUUGAUGCUCAACUUUGUCAACUGACUAAUAAUAUGAAUAAGUUAUUAUCGUUAUCAUCAUUAAAUGAUGAUCAUAAACAAUUUAAUCAUCUUCAAACAAAUAUCAAUAAACAAUAUAUGUUAGUAAUGGAACAAAUUGAUCUAUGGGAAAUGACAAUGACUAAAAGAUUGAAUGAUUUAAUUUCACAUGUUCGUCAUAAACUACGAAAUUCAUUUGAACAAAUUUCUUUUGAAAUUGAAGAAUGGUCAACAGAAAAACAAAUUGAAUUGCAACAAUUAACAGCAGAUAUUGAACAAUUAUCACUUAAAGUAAAUGAUGAAUCAAAUAUACGAAUCGAAAUCGAUACAUAUAAUCGACAAAUUCAGAAAUAUAUUAAAGAAUAUGAAACUGCUCAUGUUGAAUUAAAUCUUAUUAAUAAUGAAUUAAUUCCAUUGUCAUCAUCAACAACUUUAGAAUUAUUUUCUUUAUUUGAACAUUCAAUAAAUUUUGAUCUAUCAUUAAUUCAUGAUCCACCAAAUGUUUGUUUUGAUGUUUCAAAAUCAUUAUCAUCAUCAUCAUCAUCAUCAUCGAAUUCAAUCAAUAAUCGUCGAGAAAAAAUCUUUUUACCAAGUAUUUUAAUUAGUUCACAAAAUCGAAUUAUUUUAUUUUCAAAUAAAAUUAAACAAUUAAAUAUUUUUUCAAAUAAUGGAACUCUUAUUGAUCAAUUUAAAUGGAAUCAUACUGAUAUUAUUGAUAUUUGUUAUGAUUAUUGUUCAUCAACAUUAAAUGAUGAUUCAUUUUUUGUUCUAUCAACAAAUGGUAGUGUUUAUUAUCUUGAAUAUCAUUUUGAUCAACAUUCAUAUUCAUGGUUAAAAAUGAUUACUGUUAAUAAUCAAACAUAUUAUACUCAAUUAAUAUAUGAUUCAAAAUUAUCUUAUUUAUAUCUAUUUAUGUCAAGUAAACAUCGUCUUGAUCAAUGGACAAUUAAUAAAUCAAAACGUAAUAUAAUUCAUUGUUCAAAUCAAUUAAUUAUAACUAAUGAUCAUGUUGAACAUUUAUGUACAUCUGAUCAUCAAUUAGCUUUAUUAUUACGUAAUAAAAAGAAAAUAGUAAAUUAUCGUAUUGAACUACGUGAUUUUACUGAUUUACUUGUAACAAUAUAUUCAAUAACACUUGAUCAAUUAUCAAGACCGAUGAGAAUUAUUUUCGAUAAUCGUCAUGGAUUUAUUUUAGUUAAUGGUAAUCAAUUGUAUUCAUUUGGAUCUGAUGGUGAAAUUAUUUCAAAACGUAUUUUUGAAGAUAUUAAUGAAAUUAAACGAGCAACUUUUUGUCAACGAUCAACUUUUGUUAUUCUUACUGAUAAUGAUCAACUUUUAUUUUAUAUACUUUCAAAAUAA
Messenger RNA from Rotaria sordida, 1488 nucleotides. NCBI's taxonomy places the organism in Eukaryota, Metazoa, Rotifera, Eurotatoria, Philodinida, Philodinidae. The record is from the annotation of a GenBank genome assembly.